Messenger RNA from Epinephelus moara (kelp grouper), 2223 nucleotides. It is a transcript of the gene tbr1b, whose product is annotated as T-box brain transcription factor 1b. The transcript is spliced from 6 exons. The record is from RefSeq and is a predicted model, not a curated record. Gene Ontology annotation, biological process: commitment of neuronal cell to specific neuron type in forebrain; regulation of neuron projection development; positive regulation of DNA-templated transcription. Gene Ontology annotation, molecular function: RNA polymerase II cis-regulatory region sequence-specific DNA binding; DNA-binding transcription factor activity, RNA polymerase II-specific. The coding region runs from base 113 to 2146 and encodes 677 amino acids. NCBI's taxonomy places the organism in Eukaryota, Metazoa, Chordata, Actinopteri, Perciformes, Serranidae. Gene Ontology annotation, cellular component: nucleus.
UGCCUUCGGUAGCACAAGUCAUAGCAAGGCGUUUUCAUAGUGUUAGAUUAGGAAAAGGCGCGUGCAAAAGCUUGUGAUAUAGGUUGAGCUAAUAGUGGCUUCCUAUUGAGCUAUGCAGGUCGAGAAUUGCAUCUCGCCAGCGAGUGAUCUCUCCAAGAAAUUUAUGAAUGUGGGCAGUGGCUUUUCGAGCUCCGAUGGAUCAGAGCUUUCGUUGCAGGACCAUCCUAUUAUAUCUGCAAGUAACAACCUGGAGAGAAGUUCACCUCUGAAAAAAAACUCUAGGGAGAUGACGAAUCAGUCAGAGGCAGACAAUUUUCCCGACUCCAAGGACGCAUCAGGGGACGUCCAGAGGGGCAAACUCUCUCCUGGUCUUCACGGAGUCUCUGACAUCCGUCAUAAUUUCGAUGGAUCUGCAGGAGAAAGGUGCAUCUUUUCUCCAUCCACCCAGCCACAGUCAGUCUCUGCAGCUCCCAGUGCCAUGUUCCCUUAUCCGAGCCAGCAUGGACCAGCGCACCCGGCUUUUUCUAUUGGAAGUCCCAGCCGUUAUAUGGCCCAUCACCCGGUCAUAACUAAUGGAGCUUACAACAGCCUUCUGACCAACACUUCUCCUCAAGGCUACCCGGCAGCGGGCUACCCUUACGCGCAACAGUAUGGACACACUUACCAAGGAGGGGCUUUUUACCAGUUCUCCACGGCGCAAGCAGGACUGGUUCCGGGGAAAGCGCAGGUGUAUCUGUGCAACAGGGCCCUGUGGCUGAAGUUUCACAGACACCAAACAGAGAUGAUCAUCACAAAGCAAGGACGACGAAUGUUCCCAUUUUUAAGCUUCAACAUUUCUGGCCUUGACCCAACUGCUCACUACAAUAUAUUUGUGGAUGUAAUACUUGCUGAUCCGAAUCACUGGCGAUUUCAAGGAGGCAAGUGGGUGCCAUGUGGGAAAGCAGACACAAAUGUAAUAGGAAAUAGGGUUUAUAUGCACCCGGACUCACCAAAUACCGGAGCGCACUGGAUGCGUCAAGAAAUAUCAUUUGGAAAGCUAAAGCUUACAAACAACAAAGGUGCCUCCAACAACACGGGGCAGAUGGUGGUUCUCCAGUCUCUCCACAAGUACCAGCCCAGGCUCCAUGUGGUGGAAGUAAACGAGGAUGGGACAGAGGACACCAGCCAACCAGGAAGAGUCCAGACUUUCACCUUCACAGAAACGCAAUUCAUCGCCGUCACAGCUUACCAGAAUACCGAUAUUACGCAACUGAAAAUCGACCACAAUCCGUUUGCAAAAGGAUUUCGGGACAACUAUGACACUGUCUACACAGGCUGCGACAUCGACCGCCUAACUCCAUCACCGGGUGACUCUCCGCGUUCACAGAUCGUGCCGGGUGCGAGAUAUGCCAUGCCUAGCUCUUUCCUGCAGGACCAAUUUGUCAGCACUUAUGCCAAAUCUCGCUUUCACCCUGGCGUGGGGACUGGUCCUGGCACGGAGCGCAGCGUCCCACUCGGCAACAGCUUGCUGUCCCCGCAGCAAACCGACGAGCCCACUGUUGCCACCCCCCCGCAGCGAUGGUUUGUCACCCCUGCCAACAACCGACUGGACUUUGCUGCCUCGGCAUACGACGCCGCUGAUUUCGCCGGUAACGCGGCCACCUUGCUGUCCUACGCAGCGGCCGGAGUGAAGGCUCUUCCCCUGCCGACUGCAGGCUGCUCCAACCGGCCUCUUGGCUAUUACGCAGACCCGUCAGGCUGGGGAGGACGCACGCCGCCGCAGUACUGUGGCGUAAACAGCAAAUCCAGCUCGGUCUUUUCCUGCUGGCCCGCUAACUCUAUCGGUGGCAGGGCCGGCACCAACUACCUGGCCGAGGAGGGGGACUCCAUCCCGACCGAGAGGUCACCCAUCGGCGGCUCGGAGGAGGCCAAACCCAAAGACAUGACAUCAGAGUCGAGCUGGAUAGAGACCCCGUCCUCCAUUAAGUCCAUUGAUUCGAGUGAUUCUGGUAUCUUUGAACAGGCCAAGAGGAGGAGAAUCUCACCUUCUGCCACGCCGGUUUCAGAGACAGUGUCCCCGUUAAAAUCUGAGCUGCUGGCACCGAGAGAGUGUGAGAAGAACUGCACAAAGGACAUUGGUUAUUACAGUUUCUAUCCUCACAGUUAAAACAACGAAAAAGAAAAUCUAUCUAUCUAUCUAUCUAUCUAUCUAUCUAUCUAUCUAUCUAUCUAUCUAUCUAUCUA